This is a messenger RNA of Ostrea edulis (European flat oyster), 4559 nucleotides long. Its product is annotated as protein suppressor of hairy wing-like. Gene Ontology annotation, molecular function: RNA polymerase II cis-regulatory region sequence-specific DNA binding; DNA-binding transcription factor activity. The transcript is spliced from 4 exons. The record is from RefSeq and is a predicted model, not a curated record. Lineage: Eukaryota; Metazoa; Mollusca; Bivalvia; Ostreida; Ostreidae. Gene Ontology annotation, biological process: regulation of transcription by RNA polymerase II. Bases 180 to 4016 code for a protein of 1278 amino acids.
CGAAAUUGUCCCAAGGCUUGGAUCCACCACUUGUUUUCUGCAGCAACAUGCCGGAAACUUCCUGUUGUGCUUUGAAUUUUAUUUGCGUAAAAAGCGGAAGUGGAAUUUCGAGCCCAACACCUCUUUCAAGGAGACAAAUAUUUUAUGAUGAAUGAUCGUUUUUUGUAGAAAAAGCAAACAUGGCAGUCAAAAUAGACACAAGCAGGGUAGAUGCCCUAAAACAGACUGUAGAGGAAGUUUGUGUGGAGUUAGCCAGUCUUGGGGAGGAGUCAUUGUUUAUGUCAAUCAAUCUGAAACAGAGAAGCUGUUUUUACCUUGGAUCAGAACCUGGGAAGGAUUUUCUCACCAAGAGAAUGGACAUUAUAGAAAACUUUUAUCACUUUAUCAAUACGAACUAUCCACUGGAUGAAUCUGAACACCAGGCUGUAGCAGUAUCUCCCAACAAGGCUGCAUCGUACACUGGAGAUAUGGAUUUAGAUAAAAUUCCCCAGAUUUCGCAGUCAACUGAGUCAGAUCAAGAAGAUUCCAAUUCUUUCACCAUUGACAAUGAGAUGAGAGAGGACCCUGAUUUUGAACACAGCAUGAAGAAAUCUUUAUUAUCUCAACUGUUUAAGAAGCGUGCUGUUGGAAGACCAAGAAAGACAGAUAUUUUUGAUGGCCGGGACAGAAGUACCACCUUGUUGGAGGAUAUGGAGAAGGUUAUCAUGAAUAAACCAAUUGCAGAAAAUGUUCCUUUUGGGGAUCAGUUGAGCUCAGUUGGUGACAGUAGCAGCAAGAUUGAAAAAAUUGUUACCUCAGACGUGGAGUUUGUAAAGUCCCUUAGAAAUAAUAGGAAAUGUUUGUUAAUCUGUGGAAAUUGUGGUACACCCUGUUCUUGGAAAAGGUCAAUGUUGACACAUUUAAGUAUCUGCAAAGGAAAGAAAAAGGAACAGAAGGAUGAAGAAGAUGUCUCAACAACUGUUGUUAUGCAAGAAAAAGGUCCAACAACAAAAGAAUCGGAGGAAAUGGCAACAGAAGGAGGACAAAUAGUGAUAGAGCUGGUGGAUGGAAAUGGAGAACAGCAAAUAGCAGUACUUCAAGCUUCAGCAGAGGAUACUUUGGCACAGAAUUUACAGUUGCAGAGAGAAGGGACUAAAUCGACUGUUGAUACUCUUGCACAAGCCAUACAGAGUAUCACAGAAAGUCAAUCUGAAUCCCAGUUCUCUGGUGAAGGUUCUGGAGAGAAAGACCAAGUACAGAAACCUGUGGAAGAAUCCAAUCAAUUGUCAGAGAAGGUAGUGAAGGAAAGUCAUCAAAUGAGUAUGGAGGAGGGAAUGGACGUGUCACAAGUCCCAAAUACCUCAGAUGACGGGAAGAACACACAAGAGCAAACAUCCGAUGGUGUAGAAGAAAAUAGUCAAGAAGAUAGCAAAUUAAGCCAAGUCAGCGAUGACCUAGAUGAUGCAUUAGACAGCACAAUGGAUGAAGAAGAGAUGGAGAAAAACUUGGAGGAUAUAGAAGCAAUGGAAUCUUUGAUAAUGACAUCAGAUAAUAUAGAGAAUAAAAACAAAGAGGCGAAAGAAAAUGAGGAAAUGGAAGAAGAAAAUAUCGCAGAACAAGGCGAAGAAGAAGAUGAUGGUGAUCCUGAUUUUAAUAUCAUGAAGGCAAAGAAAGAAGAAAUAGAAACCCCACGAACACGUUCAAGACGUCAGAUCAAAAUGAGCAAAAAGUAUGAAGAAUAUAUUGUAAAAGUAAAAAAGGAGCCAGUAGAGGACCAACCAAUACCUGAAGACUCCACACAGUCAACUGAAGAUACUACAGGAUUCAUGAUGACAAGAAAAAGGAAGGCAGAGGAAUCACCCUCAGUAACUAAGUCACCCAGAGGUAGAAAGCCCAAAAAUCGGGAUGAAAUAGAGAAAUCAUUAGUGCCUGCCAGUAAAAAAGCUAAAAUAGUAGAAGAGCCUGCUUGUGAAGUAAUCACUCCCAAAAGGGGAAGAGGAAGACCGCCAAAAAAUCCAAAGCCAGCUACACAAAAUGAUGACGAGCCAGUAAAACAUCGAGAUGAGAAGAAGGAUGAUGAACAAAUGGCCAAGGAACAGGGAGAAAAAGAUGUAGAUGGAAAAGAAGAGGAUGAAAACAAUGAAGAAGUAAAAGAUGAAGAUGAGGAAGAAAUUGCUGAAAGUGAAAUGAAGGUUGAACACAUUGAGCCUGUCAAGAAAGUUAAAGGAAAACGAGGACGAAAACGUGGUGGGAAGAAAGAAAAUGAAACUGGCUACAAAAUAACAGCUCAGGAUGUGAAUGAAGCAGCAGAUAUGAGUGAGGAAAAGGGAGAUUACCGGUGCAAGCAAUGCAACAUCUUGAUUAAAUGGAAAAGAUCAUUUAUGAGGCAUAUCGAACAACAUAGAUUACUGAAUGAAGGAAAGACUGACUAUUACCGAUGUCCAGAAUGUAAUAGGGAGUUUGUCUCGGAAUGGGAGAUGAAGAAUCACAUGAGGGGAAAACAUAAGAUGUUAGGAGUCUUUGAUUGUGACACAUGCACAAGAAAGUUUAAUACAGCAAUACAAUACAAAAAUCACAAGAAGGAGUGCACAGAAGAAAAUCCAAUGUCUAAAGAAUCGGAGGAUACAGAAGAAAAACCUUUCACCUGCAAUUACUGUCUCUUUAAGUUCAAAAGUGAGGACCAACUCAUUACACAUAAAGAGCUUCAUAACAUUAUGGAGUUCAAGUGUGAUGAAUGUGGAAAAGUCUUUCCAGAAGGAUAUAGGCUGAGAAAUCACAAACGAGAUGCUCAUGACAAAUCCAAACACUUUUCCUGCGACAUUUGUGGAAAGCUUUUCACAAGUACCAGAUACCUACACAGGCAUCGUGUAUGUGUUCACAAGCAAACAGAAAGUGUCUGCAGAGUCUGUGCCAAGCUGUUUCCAACUAAAGAAGAACUGAGAUUGCAUAUUAAAACUGUCCAUGAGGAAACUGAUUCCUUAACGUGUGGGGUCUGCAGGAAGAAAUUUCCUUCACUCAGAGAUUUGGAUGCCCACAGGCCAGAACAUUAUGGUUACCAAUGUGACACCUGUGGAAAGAAAUUUCAAAAAUUGAUUAAAUUAAGAGAGCAUGUUCAUUCGCAUACAGGGAAUUACCCAUAUUACUGCGAUAUUUGCAGAAAGGGUUUCCUACAUAUGCAUGCCUUGGAAAUGCAUCUUCCGAGUCAUGAGACAAAUAGACCAUUAUACAUAUGCGAUAUUUGUGGUCAACAGUUCAAAACAAAGACAAUUUUGUUGAAACAUGCCAAUGUACAUAAAGAAACCGUAGAUUAUCCAUGCAAGUUUUGUGACACAGCUUAUAGAACACCUGAUGGGUUAAAGAUUCACAUGAUUGAAGUCCACAUGACCGAAGAACAAAUCAAAUCAUGCGGCCUUGAAAUAUUUAAAUGUGAGAUUUGCGACAAGGUCAUGGCUCGAAAACAGCAUUAUGACAGGCACAAAGCACAGCAUUUGGGACUCAAGAAAUAUAAGUGUGAGGAGUGUAAUAUGUCGUUCUACACUCAAUAUCACCUUAAUCGUCACUACAAAUUGCAUCACGAUUCAAGUAAAUUUGCGAGUCCGAGAGCUAUGCUUCAUCAGAAUUCAGACGACUCAAAACUGCAAACAGAGGAGAUCAUUACGGAAACAAUAGUGGAAGAGAACGUAGACAGUACAGAGACAGUACAAUACAUAGGGUCGAUUGAGGAUGGCAACAACCAGGUCCAGACCAUCAGCUAUGCCAUGAGUGGUGAGGGUGGAGACCAGCAGAUGGUGGAAUUUGUGGUGAUCAACGUAUCCCAGGACUCUGUAGCUGAGGUGGUGGAACAGCAGGAAGGCAUGGAGGGAGAGGUUGUUACUCACGUCACCGAAGAUGGUACAGUCGUGGCUCAAGUGACAGAAAUGUCAACAGAAGGUGAUCCACAGAAUGCAACAGAAGUGACGACAACUAUAUCUGCAGAAGAGGAAAAUGAUGUGGUUCAGUCCAUACUCAAUUUACAGGAAGCCAUUAAUAUGGGUUGAUUGGCAAUGUGUGGUUCUACUUUCUGAACUGGCUCCCAAAAUGAUAUCGGAACUCUUUCCAGUGUUAAAAGCUCCAUGGAAUUAACUUUAGUCAUCCUCUUACAUUUCUCAGACCAGCUUGAUAUGUUUGUAUGAUAAUCCUUUUACAUACAUGUACAAUGUAAAUGCAGUAAAAAGCAAUCAAAUUGAACUUUUGUAAAUAAUUUAAAACUAUUUCUUGGUCUACUCAUAUUUUUUGUUAUGGGAAAUUUUUGUGUGUUAGUGUUAUAUGAUGAUAUUUAUGAAAACAAAAACCCAUACAUCAUGUAAAUAUUUCUUAUUUAUUGUUCACAAUUGGCAAUUAAUACAUGUAUAUUAUGUAGUUAAAAGUUCGUCAAUAGUUCAGAAAUCGAGAUCUUGUUUAUUUUGUCAAACCUUCUUAAACAAAAUUUCAUUGUUAUUUAGUAUAUUCAGUACCCAAUUCAUUUAAAUGCUACAUGGUUAAAGUCAAAUGUAUUGUAAUAGUUAUCUUUGUUUGUUUCCAAAUUAAAAUCUAAAAUGAAA